Chlorocebus sabaeus (green monkey) is the source of this 2544-nucleotide messenger RNA. It is a transcript of the gene CDK5R2, whose product is annotated as cyclin dependent kinase 5 regulatory subunit 2. The record is from RefSeq and is a predicted model, not a curated record. NCBI's taxonomy places the organism in Eukaryota, Metazoa, Chordata, Mammalia, Primates, Cercopithecidae. Gene Ontology annotation, biological process: axon guidance; brain development. Gene Ontology annotation, molecular function: protein kinase binding; cyclin-dependent protein serine/threonine kinase activator activity. Gene Ontology annotation, cellular component: protein kinase 5 complex; cytoplasm; growth cone.
AAAGGGGCCCAAGGGGUGGGGCUGACGCUGCAGCUGGCGCAGCUCAGGCUCAGAGCAGCGGAGCCGCCUAGCAGCCACCUUCCCCCGCCAGUCCGCGCGCCCGGGCCGGGGCUAGGCCCCCCACCGCCGGGUCCCCCGGGGCUGCAGUAGCAGCGGCGCCGCCCGCGGCUCCCGCUGGGGCCCGGGCGCCGGCCCCGCUCUGCAGGAUGGGCACGGUGCUGUCUCUUUCCCCUGCCUCCUCGGCCAAGGGCCGGAGGCCCGGCGGGCUGCCCGAAGAGAAGAAGAAGGCGCCGCCCGCGGGGGACGAGGCGCUGGGGGGCUACGGGGCGCCGCCAGUGGGCAAGGGCGGCAAAGGCGAGAGCCGACUCAAGCGGCCGUCCGUGCUCAUCUCGGCGCUCACCUGGAAGCGCCUGGUGGCCGCGUCCGCCAAGAAGAAGAAAGGCAGCAAGAAGGUGACACCCAAGCCGGCAUCCACGGGCCCCGACCCCCUGGUCCAGCAACGCAACCGCGAGAACCUUCUCCGCAAGGGCCGGGAUCCCCCCGACGGCGGUGGCACCGCCAAGCCCCUGGCGGUGCCAGUGCCCACCGUGCCCGCGGCUGCCGCCACCUGCGAGCCACCGUCGGGGGGCAGCGCGGCCGCUCAGCCGCCGGGCUCGGGAGGGGGAAAGCCUCCGCCGCCGCCUCCCCCAGCCCCGCAGGCGGCGCCGCCGGUGCCUGGCGGCUCGCCGCGGCGGGUCAUCGUGCAGGCGUCCACCGGCGAGCUGCUGCGCUGUCUGGGCGACUUCGUGUGCCGACGCUGCUACCGCCUCAAGGAGCUGAGCCCUGGCGAGCUGGUAGGCUGGUUCCGCGGUGUGGACCGCUCGCUGCUGCUGCAGGGCUGGCAAGACCAGGCCUUCAUUACGCCCGCCAACCUGGUGUUCGUGUACCUGCUGUGCCGCGAGUCGCUGCGUGGGGACGAGCUGGCGUCGGCCGCCGAGCUGCAGGCCGCCUUCCUCACCUGCCUCUACCUCGCCUACUCCUACAUGGGCAACGAGAUCUCCUACCCACUCAAGCCCUUCCUCGUGGAGCCCGACAAGGAGCGCUUCUGGCAGCGCUGCCUGCGCCUCAUCCAGCGGCUCAGCCCGCAGAUGCUGCGGCUCAACGCCGACCCCCACUUCUUCACGCAGGUCUUUCAAGACCUCAAGAACGAGGGCGAGGCCGCCGCCAGCGGCGGGGGCCCACCGAACGGGGGCGCGUCCGCCGCCUCCUCGGCCGCCAGGGACAGCUGCGCGGCCGGAGCCAAGCACUGGACUAUGAACCUGGACCGCUAGGGAUACCCAGGGGCCGCGCCCAUCCCCCGUCCCAGCCCCCGACACACACUCGGACCCCCCGGGACCACCAAGCCACCGCCGCUGUUACUGCCGCUCAGCGCCCCGGCUGGGCGGAGGAGGAGCCGCCCAUGCCCCUCAGGGGAAAGUGGAGGCCGGGACACCAGAGGCCGCGGUGUUUGGAUUUGCUGGGCGUGAAGUGGGGACGGAAGAUGAGCGCGGGAAGGGCACUCCAACCUCACUCUUCCCGUCUGUCUGCGCCCCCAUUUCUUCAUUUCUGCCCGGGUCUUCCCCUUCCCUUCAGUCCAUUCCCCCUUGGUUUUGUCCAUUUCCUUGCCUCCUUUUUGUGUCUUCAUUUUUCCUCCUGUCUGCAUUCCUCUCUCUCUCUCCCUCUCUCUCUCUCCUGUUCCUCUCUUUCUUCCUCCCUCUCACUGCCUUUCCAUUUUCUGUUCCUUGGGCGUGUGUGUCCGCAUCUCCAUCUUACCCCUUGCUUGACUGUACCCCAUGGCCCCCCCGUUUCUCCUCCUGCACCUGUGUCCCCAUCUCUUCUUGUUGCUCCUGUCAUGUGUCACCAUCUUCCCUCCUGUCUGCCUUCUUCCUCCACUUGUGUCAGCUUGCAUUUUUUAUUCCUAACUGAGUUCCCACACCCCCCUCCCCAGAUCAAAGGGAAUAUUAGUUUUUAAUUUGGAUUGACUGAGGUGCCAGGAGAAACUGCAGCCCCAGGCACCCAGACAGGACCAGGAUGGCCCCUCGCCCCACCCCCACUGCCUCUCCCCACCUUUUCCAACGUGUUGCAUGCUGGGAGCUGGGGGGGUGGAGGAAGGGGCUGACCGCUUCUUUCAGAAGGCUGAGGUUUGGAGGCAAAAUCAACCUGGGAGACCACCCCGGCCGCGGCGCCUCAGUGGACAGGUGGGAGGAGAAGAAAACUUCUUACCUUGGGGAAGGAACAUCCCGCUUCCUUAUCCUUAGCUUUUUUGUUUUCCCUCCCCACUGCCCCUUUUAAUUUAUUUGGUUGUUUGCGGAGGGAGGGGGGAGGGGGGAGGCUGGGCUGGGAACUGUCCGAGGUGCUGAGCAGAGGCGGGACAGGAAUCCUCCCGGUAGAGUACCAGGGACUGGGUUGGGCCUGGGGCCGCGUCCAAGGUGCCAAUGAUGCGGGCCGACAGAGCGGGCCGCACUGUCUGUCUGUCCGUCUGUCCCGGAAAGAACUAUAAAGCGCUGGAAGCGCCUGCAGAUGGUU